This is a messenger RNA of Aspergillus pseudotamarii, 538 nucleotides long. RefSeq lists its product as uncharacterized. Lineage: Eukaryota; Fungi; Ascomycota; Eurotiomycetes; Eurotiales; Aspergillaceae. The transcript has a single exon. The record is from RefSeq and is a predicted model, not a curated record. Bases 23 to 502 code for a protein of 159 amino acids.
CUAUCAAAGACCUAUAUUCAGAAUGCCUUCAGCUAUUGAUCUGUCCCGCUAUAAAGAAACUAUUAUUUCUCAGUUUCAAAAUCAUAUAUCUGCAGAAUCUAUCGCAGAGUAUCUCUUAUUAACCCAUCAGGUAAAAGUAGCUGAAAAAACGAUCCGACGACGCCUUAUUGAAUGGGGAAUAAGUCGGCGUACUCCUUUGGUGGAUACUCCUAAACUCCGUAUCUAUAUUGCUGGAUUAUACUAUAACUUCUGUUUCUCUGACAAAGAUAUUCUUGAUGCUUUGGAGAAAGAGGGUUAUUCUAUUACCCCCCACAAUCUCAUUUUUCUACGUCGAAAGAUGGGAUUAAAAAAGGUCGAUCUGUUAAGCAGAGAAGAAGCCGAUAAGGCUCUUAUUGAAACUGUCCAACAAGAGUUAGACAAAGGUGAUAUUGAAGGUCUGGGACGUGGUUAUCUAUAUACAUACUUCCGGAUGCAUGGGCAUAAUAUUGCACGGUAUAGUUAAAUCUUGUAAAAGAGCUGUUUUUAAUUGAUACUAAUU